UUUUUUUUUUUUUAUUUUUACCCCUUCCUUAUACUUCUUACUCUCCGCUACCCCUCUCUUUCUCUCUUGCACUCUUUUCCCCUCCUCCUCCUCCCCCCCUCUCUCUCCUAUCUUUCUUCAUUCCAAAUGAUUAAAAAUACAUUAAUUAAAGCAGCUAAUUUACAGUUAUAUAAAACUACGUUAUCAAGACAAAGUAGAUUUUUAACAAUGUGCACGGUUGACAAACAGAAAUUAAUAAAUAAACAUAAUAAUAAUAAACCACAAUGGUUAUGGAUGCGAUCAUUUGUUAGUAUACCUGAAUCAGUAGUUAUCAAACCUGCCUCCGCAGAAGACGGGAUAGGUAUAACAGAGAAAGCUGUCAAGCAAUUAAAAAUAAUUCAACAAAAGGAAAAUGAUACCGAGCAAAUGUUGCGUAUUUUGGUUGAUUCAGGAGGCUGUCAUGGAUACCAAAAUAAAAUGGAAUUAACAAAGACAGUAGACGAAGAAGACAUUAUAUUUGAAAAAGAAGGUGUGCGAGUGGUGAUAGAUAAUGUUUCACUUCAAUUCUUGAGAGGAUCUGUACUAGAUUAUGUGCAAGAGUUAAUUGGAUCCACAUUUCAAGUAAUUGACAAUCCAAAUGCAAAGCAUAGUUGUGGUUGUAAUAUCUCUUAUGAUAUUGAUUUUGAUAAAAUACAACAAUAAAUAGAAUUUUUAUUACAAUAAUGAAAAAAAAAGGGGGGGUUUAUAAUUUGCAAAUAUUCAUAUUUACAAGCGUGAUAUUCUAGUUUAACAGAUACUCAACUAGAGAAAAAAAAACCCUCCCCCCCCCUAGAUAUAUGCAUGACUAGCAAACAGGCAGAACAAAAAUAGAUGUAUUAUAAAGCGCAGUAAAUAAAGUAUAGAUGUUUCAUUAUAGUGAAUGUUGCUUUAUUUACAUCUUGACUUUUUUUUUAAAUCUCCCCUCCCCUUUUUUUUUUUUUUUUUCUAGAAACAUAUUGGAUCAAGCUG
Messenger RNA from Cokeromyces recurvatus, 987 nucleotides. RefSeq lists its product as uncharacterized. Gene Ontology annotation, biological process: iron-sulfur cluster assembly. NCBI's taxonomy places the organism in Eukaryota, Fungi, Mucoromycota, Mucoromycetes, Mucorales, Mucoraceae. Gene Ontology annotation, cellular component: mitochondrion. The coding region runs from base 127 to 681 and encodes 184 amino acids. The record is from RefSeq and is a predicted model, not a curated record. The transcript is spliced from 3 exons. Gene Ontology annotation, molecular function: iron ion binding; 4 iron, 4 sulfur cluster binding; 2 iron, 2 sulfur cluster binding.